Molecule: messenger RNA, 1437 nt
Organism: Trichosporon asahii var. asahii CBS 2479
Lineage: Eukaryota; Fungi; Basidiomycota; Tremellomycetes; Trichosporonales; Trichosporonaceae
Product: glutamate carboxypeptidase protein
Exons: 2
Coding region: 1-1437 (478 amino acids)
Biological process (GO): proteolysis
Molecular function (GO): metallodipeptidase activity
Source: RefSeq, a predicted model, not a curated record
AUGGCAGCCAACCCCGACUUCCUCAAGUACGUCGACGAGCACCAGGACGACUUCAUCCAGCGUCUCAAGUCUGCCGUCGAGAUCCCCUCGGUCUCGGGCAACCUGCAGUACGUCAAGGAUGUCGAGAACAUGGCCGACUUCCUCGUGAAGGAGCUCACCGACCUGGGUGUCGAGGUCAAGAAGUGCCCGAUCGGCGAGCACGAGAUUGACGGCGAGAAGGUUGCUCUCCCGCCCGUCGUCAUUGGCCAGAUCGGCAACGACCCGAAGAAGAAGAACCUGCUGAUCUACGGGCACUACGACGUGCAGCCUGCGCUGAAGGAGGACGGCUGGGACUACGAGCCGUUCACGCUGACGCCGGACCCCUCUGGAUCUGGGCGCCUGUACGGCCGCGGCGCGACGGACGACAAGGGUCCCGUGAUGGCGUGGCUGAACGUGCUGGACGCGCACAAGAAGCUCGGCCUCGAGCUUCCCGUCAACCUCAAGAUGGUCUUUGAGGGCAUGGAGGAGAGCGGCUCGGAGGGCCUGGCCGAGUUCAUCCACAAGGAGAAGGACGGCUUCUUCGCGAACCAGGACUGCAUGUGUAUCUCGGACAACUACUGGCUCGACACCAAGACGCCCUGCCUCACCUACGGCCUGCGCGGUAUUUGCUACUUUGAGGUGUGCGUCGACGGCCCGGACCGCGACCUGCACAGUGGUGUGUUUGGCGGCACGAUCCACGAGCCGAUGACGGACCUCAUUGCGCUCAUGUCCAAGCUCGUCACGCCGCAGGGCGAGAUCCUCGUCCCGGGGAUCAAGGAGCUGAUCGCGCCCGUGACGGCGGACGAGCAGUCCAAAUUCGAGAAGAUCCACUUUGCCAUCAGCGACAUCCAGGGCGCGGUCGGCGGCGACCAGACGCUCAGCGACGACACGGUCAAGACGCUGAUGGGCCGGAUGCGCAACCCCAGUCUCUCGCUGCACGGCAUCGAGGGCGCGUUCUACGCCCCCGGCUCCAAGACCGUGAUCCCCUGCAGCGUCAAGGGCAAGUUCUCGAUCCGCCUCGUGCCCAAUUUGACGGUGGACGAGACGAACAAGCUCGUCGAGGACUACCUCCAGGCCGAAUUCAAGAAGCUCGGAUCCAAGAACCGCCUCAAGGUCGUCUCCAACCAUGGCGGCGAGCCGUGGAUCGCCGACCCCAACCACUACAGCUACCGCGCCGCCCACAAGGCCACCCAGGAGGUCUACGGCCAGGAGCCCGACUACACCCGCGAGGGAGGGUCGAUCCCCGUCACGCUCGACUUUGCCAAUGAGCUCGGCAUCAACAUUCUCCUCCUGCCUGUGGGACGCGGCGACGACGGCGCCCACUCCACCAACGAGAAGAUCGACACGAGCAACUACAUCAACGGCACAAAGCUCCUCGGCUCGUACCUGUACGAGCUGGGCGCGAUCCCGAAGGAGUAA